Messenger RNA from Staurois parvus, 366 nucleotides. The record is from the annotation of a GenBank genome assembly. NCBI's taxonomy places the organism in Eukaryota, Metazoa, Chordata, Amphibia, Anura, Ranidae.
GAGACACGUCCGUCUCGCCGGACGUUCCGGAUGUUUAUGCCAUAUGUUUAUGUACUGGCCUCCCAUUGCUGCUGUCUCCAUCGCCACACUCUGCCAUGUGCCACUUUCAGGUCUCCUCACACUGCUGGUGUUGUUCCAUUUUUUGUCAUAGGGUGCUGGCAGAUUACGGGCCUCCCAUUAGCUGCUGCCAGGCCCCUAAUCUGCCAUGGGCCCCUGUACCGCCUCCUCAUGCUGCUGGCCAGGCCAAGGUUCCAGAGUCUCUCAUGGGUCCCUGUACGGCCUCCCAUUGCUGCUGUCUCCAUCGCCACACUCUGCCAUGUGCCACUUUCAGGUCUCCUCACACUGCUGGUGUGUUCCAUUUUUUGU